AUGAACACCUCGAUUAACAUCAUAGCGUAUCACGAGUUAGUCACAUACUUGAACAUCGUCGAACUCCAUGGCAAUCUAUCGCACAUUAUAUACUUUCUUCCUGUGGUGGCUGUAAUUUCGGUGACCUUCAUUCUCCUCUCUACGGUGGGUCUCGCGCUGAACUCCAUCACGGCGACCACUCACGAGAGUCACCUCUACGAGCAUAACAACUCCACCCAAUCCAACAAAACACACUGGCAACUCGUGCAGUCCAAUCUGGCCAACCAACGUCAUCUGGACAAUCUGGAGUUGGUCUGCAUAGCCUGGUUCACCAUUGAGUACGUGGUGCGGUUUGCAGUGGCACCCUACAAAUGCGCCUUCCUGAAGAGCCCCAUGAACACCAUCGACGUGAUCGCCAUCCUGCCCUACUAUAUUUCCAAGGCGCUGGACUCUCUGACCGCUAUUAGCAAGGUUGUACAGGUGUUUCGACUGUUACGAGUCCUACGGGUGCUCAAAUUGGCGCGUCACUCAAUCGGCCUGCAGGCGUUGGGCUACACGGUGCGACGUUCCUACAAGGAACUCGGUCUGCUCAUGAUGCUGGUCGCCAUGGGCGUGCUCAUCUUCUCCAGCCUGGCCUAUUUCGCCGAGAAGGACGAGAAGGACACCGGUUUUAAGAGCAUUCCCGCCACCUUCUGGUGGGCCAUCAUUACCAUGACCACUGUGGGCUAUGGGGAUAUGAGCCCACGCACCACGAUG
Molecule: messenger RNA, 735 nt
Organism: Dibothriocephalus latus
Lineage: Eukaryota; Metazoa; Platyhelminthes; Cestoda; Diphyllobothriidea; Diphyllobothriidae
Source: the annotation of a GenBank genome assembly